UUCCAUGGUAUGAGUCCCUAGAACUUAUAUCAGCUCUCUUCCUUGGAACGAACAAGUAGAAUUAGAGGAAAAGCGAUUGGAAGAAAUGGAGAAUGAAAAUCUCAUGAACAGAGAGAAGAUUAAGAUCCUGACGGAACAAAAUGAGAGACAGAGCGCCGAAUUAGAAAAAUUAUCCUACCAGCUUCAGGAAAGGGAAGGUAUUAUUGAGGAGAAACAAUCGGCUCUCCAAGAUAAGAAGAAUCAGGAGCUUCAAGAAAAGCUUGAUGAAGCUCUGGAAAAACUUAAAGAAAUCCACCAAGAAGAGAAACAACAGGCCGAGCAGAGAGACAUGCAGAGCAAACUCCAAGGCAUGGAGGAAAAAUACAAAACGCUGCAGGUAAAGUAUAAUAAAACUCUGCACAAAAAUCAACAGUUGCUUCAAGACAAGAAGCAAAUGGAAAUGAAACAGAAAGAAAUGGACUCCAAGUUUGAAGAGAUGGAGGAAGAACACAGAUUGCUCCAAAUCAGGCUCGGUAAAAAAGUGCAGAGAAAUAAAGAGUUCAUUCAAGAGAGAGAGCAACAAGAAAUGCUCGAGAAAGAAACGGACUCCAAGCUUGAAGUCUUGGAGGAAAAACUGAAAAUGCUCCAAAUAACUCUUGAGGAAACACUCCUCAAAAAUAAAGAGUUGCUUCACGAGAAAGACCAACAGAAAAUACACCAGGAAGAAAUGGAUUGCAAGCUGAGGAACAUCGAGAAACACAACGAAGGGUUGCAAGUAAUUCUUGAUGAAGCUCUGGAAAGAAAUAAAGAGAUCCUCCAAGACAAGAAACAACAGCCCGUAGAGCAGAGAGACUUGCAGAGCAAACUCCAAGCCAUGGAGGAAAAAUACAAAGCGCUGCAGGUGAAGCAUGACAAAACUCACAUCCUCAUACUCAGCUCAAAGUGCAGAACUCAAAGCAGUAAUACGUGCAUGUGAAUUGCACGCAGGCCAAGAUAUAAAUAUAUACACAGACAGUUAGUAUGUUUUUCAGCAGUACAU
Molecule: messenger RNA, 1018 nt
Organism: Neolamprologus brichardi
Lineage: Eukaryota; Metazoa; Chordata; Actinopteri; Cichliformes; Cichlidae
Source: RefSeq, a predicted model, not a curated record